Balearica regulorum gibbericeps (East African grey crowned-crane) is the source of this 438-nucleotide messenger RNA. Lineage: Eukaryota; Metazoa; Chordata; Aves; Gruiformes; Gruidae. The record is from RefSeq and is a predicted model, not a curated record.
CCUGUGUCCCUGAUUCCUCCGCUCCCGCUGUCCCUAGGGCGGACUCACCAGCUCCGGGUUCACUGCAGCGCCAUUGGCCACCCCAUCGUGGGGGACUUCACCUACAGCCACAAGAAGGACAGCACUCCCUAUAGAAUGAUGCUCCACGCCUAUUACCUGCGCAUCCCCACUGGCAAGGAGCUCAUCGAGGUCUGCGCGCCCGACCCCUUCGUCACCACAAUGGACAGCAACUGGGUGCCCCACCACGUCACUCACCGGCUGGAUGAGACCAUCCAAGAGCUGAAGGACAAGAUGAUGCAGAAGGGAGAAGAGGAGGAGAGCCAGGAAGCCGUGCUUGGUGGCAGAGAGGAGGAGGCACAGUACAAAGCCAAGAGCCUGGAGAUGGAGGAGCAGCGAGCCCGGUGUGAGCAGUGGUUGGCCGAGUGGGCUUUGGAGUGA